GAGGAGGCGAAUCCUUCGCUUGGAGGUGCGGCUCCAAAACGUGCCCAGUAAGGCGGCAUCGGAGGAGAUGCUGGCAGCUACCGAGCAAUUGCACAGUGAAUGUUAACUCCUCCAGACUUGCAGGACUCUGAAGAAGCAGUGGCAAGCAGGAUGCUUUUCCCCACGUCCACGCAAGAGUCUCCCCGUGGCCUCCCAGACACCAACGAUCUGUGCCUUGGCCUGCAGUCCCUCAACCUGACAGGGUGGGACAGACCCUGGAGCACCCAGGACUCUGAGGCUGCAGCACAACCCAGCACACAGUCCGUUCUCAGCAUGCUGAGUAGCCCUCUUGGGAACGUCCUGGGGAAGUCCCCGCUGGGUUUCCUGCCUCUAGACCCCAUCGGAUCAGACCUGUCAGAAAAGUUUUCCACACCCACGCUAAGGAAUUCCCGCCUGGACUCCCGCUCCCUCCUGGAAUCCCGCUCCAGCAGCCCCUCCGACUCGGACACCAGCGGCUUCAGCUCUGGCUCUGACCACCUCUCAGACUUGAUUUCAAGCCUUCGCAUCUCCCCACCUCUGCCCUUCCUGCCCCUGGGUGGGGUGUCAAGAGACCCCCUAAAGAUGGGAGUGGGCUCCCGGCUGGAUCAAGAGCAAGCUGCUCUGGCUGCAGUAACUUCCUCCCCAGCUGGGGCAUCAAAAAGAUGGCCUGGAGCUUCUGCGUGGCCUUCCUGGGAUCUCCUGGACUCUCCAGAAGACCCUUUCAGUAUCGAAAGAGAAGCCAGGCUUCACAGGCAAGCAGCAGCUGUGAAUGAAGCAACCUGCACCUGGAGUGGGCAGCUGCCACCCCGGAACUACAAGAACCCUGUUUACUCCUGCAAAGUCUUCCUGGGAGGAGUCCCCUGGGACAUUACGGAAGCUGGACUGAUGAACACCUUCCGUGUGUUUGGCUCCCUGAGUGUGGAGUGGCCUGGUAAGGAUGGCAAACACCCACGCUGCCCUCCCAAAGGCUAUGUCUACCUGGUGUUUGAGUCGGAGAAAUCUGUGCGUGCUCUGCUCCAGGCCUGCACCCAGGACCUGCUGAGCCCUGAUGGACUCAGUGAAUACUAUUUCAAGAUGUCCAGCCGCAGGAUGCGCUGCAAAGAGGUGCAGGUGAUCCCCUGGGUGCUGGCGGACAGCAACUUCGUGCGCAGCCCCUCGCAGCGGCUGGACCCCAGCAAGACCGUGUUCGUGGGGGCCCUGCACGGCAUGCUGAACGCCGAGGCCCUGGCAGCCGUCAUGUACGACCUCUUCGGGGGGGUGGUCUACGCUGGCAUCGACACCGACAAGCACAAGUACCCCAUCGGGUCUGGCCGUGUCACCUUCAACAACCAGCGCAGCUACCUGAAGGCGGUGACUGCUGCCUUCGUGGAGAUCAAAACCACCAAGUUCACCAAGAAGGUUCAGAUUGACCCAUACCUGGAGGACUCCAUGUGCCAGGUCUGCAGCACCCAGCCCGGCCCAUUCUUCUGCAGAGACCAGAUCUGCUUCAAGUACUUCUGUCGCUCCUGCUGGCACUGGCAGCACUCCAUGGAGGUCCUGCGUCACCACCGCCCGCUGAUGCGCAACCAGAAGAACAGAGACUCCAGCUAAGGAGGCUGCCGAGGCCCAGGGGCUGCCGCAGGCGCAGGAGC
Molecule: messenger RNA, 1649 nt
Organism: Dryobates pubescens (Downy woodpecker)
Lineage: Eukaryota; Metazoa; Chordata; Aves; Piciformes; Picidae
Gene: CPEB1
Product: cytoplasmic polyadenylation element binding protein 1
Exons: 11
Coding region: 100-1608 (502 amino acids)
Biological process (GO): negative regulation of cytoplasmic translation
Cellular component (GO): synapse; neuron projection; cytoplasm
Molecular function (GO): translation factor activity, RNA binding; ribosome binding; mRNA regulatory element binding translation repressor activity
Source: RefSeq, a predicted model, not a curated record